This is a messenger RNA of Aspergillus novofumigatus IBT 16806, 1537 nucleotides long. Its product is annotated as general transcription factor IIH subunit TFB6 family. Lineage: Eukaryota; Fungi; Ascomycota; Eurotiomycetes; Eurotiales; Aspergillaceae. The transcript is spliced from 2 exons. The record is from RefSeq and is a predicted model, not a curated record. Bases 270 to 1100 code for a protein of 276 amino acids. Gene Ontology annotation, cellular component: transcription factor TFIIH holo complex.
GACGUCUGAAGCAUUGUCGCCAGUUACAUACUGUCGCUUAGGAGCUACGGACUAUCCAAUUGAACGAAGAUAAUGAGAGUGGCGUAUCGUAUUUCUGGUUGACUCAUACGUCGUGGUUGAACGAAAUAUCAGUCCCAAGGAACAAGGAUAUAUAUUGAAGCGUACACCUUGAGCCUACCAUCGUUCAGAUUUACAGCAUCCAAUAUAAACUAUCGGCGAGUCUUGGAGUGUUAUUAUAGCCUCCUAUUGUCUCCAUCACAUCACCAUCAAUGGCAUCAACCGCAACCGAUGGCCCUGGGGCCGGGGGCUUCAUGCAGCCAUCUAUUCCAUCACCUGCACCGUCAUCUAUGUCAAGCUCAACAGCAACUCCGGUGCUCCCAAAGCCAAGGUCACAUCCACUCAAGGCAGGGUCGAUGAAAGAGACGACCGUCAUCAAUCAUAUUGACACACAACUCUUGAAAAUCAGUCGGCGGCACGCCAAGAAGUUCAGCAGCACAUACGACGACCAGUCACAGCAGGACCCGGAAAGAGGCUACGAGAGCUUCCAGGAAGUAGCGAAGGAUAUCGAAGGGCUCAUUGAUGUUCUCUGGGUUAGCGGAACACCAUCGCUGCAAAUACCGUACAUGAUAUCUCUGGCGGUGUUGGUCAACUCGUAUCUCCCGGACUUUCCGUUCAUGCCCAAGCCGACUUUCCGCCUGUUGAGGAAGUUGGACUCGGUCUUUGCUUCUCUGCUGCUUGGGGAAGAUGUUGAGUCCGGGGCUCCGCUGUCUGGGUUUGAGAAUAACCCGAACCUCAUCUCUAUGACGGAGAAGGUGCGGAUUAAGAGUAUUGCAGAGACAUGUCGGGUUGCUGUUGUGGAAGCCAAGGAGAAUGACAAGUCCAAAGCAGGGGGGGAGGACGACGACGAGAACUCGAGUGAUGAUGAAGAUGAGGAUGAGGAUGGCGUUUAUGGUACGGAAGAAUACGAAAGCAUUGGGAGAUGGGAGAUGGAAACUGCCAAGGUCUACGAGAGGACGAUUGAUCUGCUCGGGGAUGAAUUGGGGAAAGCGGGCGAGUUCUGCGACAGUAAUUUUGCAGCUGGUGAGUCGAAAGAACCGUAGGUGAAUUGCACUCUCUUUUCUACACAGAAUUCAAAUUUAGUAGACUCUGUCUGGGGUCUUCUGGCGCUGUGAGCUCUUGGUUGGAUAGUAUACAGUUCGUUUUUGGCAAUGGUCUCAGUUUGAAUCUGAUAAGCUACGCUAAACAACGCUCGCAAUCGACUCUAGCCGGCGCGGUCCUCUUUCUUCCGUGUCUUAGCUCCGUCGCUACCGCUGUUCUCCCAUGAUUCGAGGAAAACACGUACCAAACACUUGAUUGAGCCAGCCGUGUCAGCAACGAAAAGACUCUUCUAGGAGAGUGGACAAGACAAUCCCCACUUUGUGAACACAGCGAGAUUUGAGCGUUUCAGUAUGGUUGGUUGAGAAAGAGCACAACGCACUUCUAUAAACCGUCUCGAAGCAUUCUAAAUGUUAUGAGAGUAUAUCUACUGUCCCUCAGG